Messenger RNA from Vigna unguiculata (cowpea), 1428 nucleotides. RefSeq lists its product as uncharacterized. The record is from RefSeq and is a predicted model, not a curated record. Lineage: Eukaryota; Viridiplantae; Streptophyta; Magnoliopsida; Fabales; Fabaceae.
AUGGCACCUAGACCUCCUCCUCCUACUAUUCCUAACCCGGAUAGCUCUCACUUGGUGGGGACUAUUGAGGCGAUGUUGGCAGCCAUGCAGCAGCAGAAUGCUAACAUGGUGAACCAACACAACUUGGCCUUGCAGCAGAUGGAGUCUGCUAGACUCGCAGUAGAGACCACCCAACAGAGGCACUUGGAAGCCUUACAUCAACUAGGGGAGAAUCGAUCUGCGGCUGGAUCUUCCCAAGCUCCACCACCACGAGUGCAAGAGUGGAGUUUGGAGGACUUUCUCAAGCAUCAUCCAUCCCGCUUUAACGGCAAGACCACUCCAGAUGAGGCAGAUCAGUGGAUGCGAGAUAUGGAGAGGAUUUUUGAGGCCAAAAGAUGCCCAUCAGAGAGUAGACUGGCAUAUUCUGAGUACUUGCUAGCCGGAGAGGCUGUUCAUUGGUGGUCUAGCAUGAAGAUGAUGUUAGAAGACAGUAGGGAGGCCAUCACUUGGGAGCUAUUCAAGAAGAAGUUCUAUGCUGAGUACUUCCCAGACAGUGUGAGGUAUGCCAAGGAAGUGGAGUUUUUACAGUUGAUGCAAGGGGAGAUGUCUGUAUCCGAGUAUGCAGAAAAGUUCAAGCACUUGGGCAGAUUCCACACCUUGAGGAUGGCAGAAGACUGGCAGUGUAGGAAGUUUGAGAAUGGGUUGAGAGGUGAUCUCAAACUCAUGGUGGCUCCACUCUCUAUAAAGGAGUUCCCCGCUUUGGUAGAAAAAGCAAGAGUAAUGGAGAAGCUGAAAGCGGAAGUAGAGGCUCAGCAGCGGUCUCAACAGAAGGUGGGAGGACCAUCUGGGUCCACGAGCCGACAGGAUGAUAGGAGGAAACCCUACUCCAGACCUCCGCCUCAGGGGUCCAGGAGAUUCUCACCGCAGUCACAUCAGUCUCCUCAGCAUCAGUCCCCUCAGCACCUUUCUCCCAGACCUCGGUGUUUUCAGUGCGGAGGGCCCCACAUGAGGAGCGCUUGUCCUCAUCUUGGUAGUAGGCGGGCGUGUUAUAAAUGUGGCCAGGAAGGUCACAUUAUCAGGGAUUGCCCCACUGGCAGGAGCACAGUGCCAAGACUUUCGGCGCAGUCACAGCCACAGCAGACACGAGGAAGUGUUAGACCUCAGGCAGCUGGCCGAGUAUAUGCCAUGACGGGCACAGAGGCGAACAGAGCAGGUAACCUCGUCUUUGGGUCUUGCAUGAUUGAUGGUAAGAGCCUAUGUGUACUAUACGAUUCAGGAGCGACACACUCUUUUGUGUCGGAGUCUAUAGUGUUGGAGUUGGGUCUUCCGGCGAAGGAGCUCCAGUAUGACCUGGUGGUAUCCACGCCUGCUUCUGGGUUGAUCAGAACCUCGACCGUGUUGCUAGGUGCUGGGUUGAGGUUGAGGGACGCCAAUACCGGGCAAACCUGA